This is a messenger RNA of Ochotona curzoniae (black-lipped pika), 1838 nucleotides long. It is a transcript of the gene DAZAP2, whose product is annotated as DAZ associated protein 2. The transcript is spliced from 4 exons. The coding region runs from base 79 to 585 and encodes 168 amino acids. NCBI's taxonomy places the organism in Eukaryota, Metazoa, Chordata, Mammalia, Lagomorpha, Ochotonidae. The record is from RefSeq and is a predicted model, not a curated record.
GGAAGUGACUCCGAACAGGAAGAGGACGAAAAAAAAUAACCGUCCGCGACGCCGAGCCGAAGCGGACCUGCAGCCACCAUGAACAGCAAAGGCCAAUAUCCGACGCAGCAGACCUACCCGGUGCAGCCUCCCGGGAACCCCGUGUACCCUCAGACCUUGCACCUCCCCCAGGCCCCACCCUACACGGAUGCUCCGCCCGCCUACUCAGAGCUCUAUCGUCCGAGCUUUGUGCACCCAGGAGCUGCCACGGUGCCCACCAUGUCGGCUGCAUUUCCUGGGGCCUCUCUGUAUCUUCCUAUGGCCCAGUCCGUGGCCGUUGGGCCUUUGGGUUCCACUAUCCCCAUGGCUUACUAUCCAGUCGGUCCCAUCUACCCGCCGGGUUCAGCAGUGCUGGUGGAAGGAGGCUACGAUGCAGGUGCCAGAUUUGGAGCCGGGGCUACUGCUGGCAGCAUCCCUCCGCCUCCUCCUGGAUGUCCUCCUAAUGCCGCUCAGCUUGCAGUCAUGCAGGGGGCCAACGUCCUGGUAACUCAGCGGAAGGGAAACUUCUUCAUGGGUGGCUCGGACGGUGGCUAUACCAUCUGGUGAGGAACCAAGGCCUCCCCUGUGCCGGGAAAGACAUCACAUACCUUCAGCACUUCUCACAAUGUAACUGCUUUAGUCAUAUUAACCUGAAGUUGCAGUUUAGACACAUGUUGUUGGGGUGUCUUUCUGGUGCCCAAAUGUUCAGGCACUUUUCCAAUUUAAUAAGGAACCAUGCAAUGGUAGCAGUACCUCCCUAAAGCAUUUUGAGGUCGGGGGGUGGGUAUCCAUUCAUAAAAUGAAUGCGGGUGCAGCAGCCCUGAGGACCUUCCCUUUAUUCCUCUGGAGUAAUACUGUACCAUACUGGUCUUUGCUUUUAGUAAUAAAACAUCAAAUUAGGUUUGGAGGGAACUUUGAUCUUCCUGAGAAUUAAAGUUGCCAAAUUAUUCUGAUUGGUCUUUAAUCUCCUUUAAGUCUUUAAUUUCUAUUACUUGUUAUAAACAAAUCGCAUUAGUUGUCUGCCUUCCCCUUUCUGUCCCUUGCCCCACAUCUCACUGGAGGGCUAGUCUUCCUCGCGCCAGUCUCCAUUGACCCAGUGGUGCAGGACAGAAAGCAGUUGGAUUGGCUUCCUUCUCUGCUUGCACAUCCCCUGCUCGUCACCCUUUCACCAGUCUUUGGCAAGGACCCUCUGAGCCCUGUUGGAGCUUCAGGUGCAGACCCCAGGACUCCCGUGUCUCCCCAGGCAGAGUCAGGGAUGUCUUCUGGCCUCCUCAGAGCUUCUCUGCGUACACAGCCCCAGCCCAGAUUUGCUCUGGUGCCGGGGAAACCAGAAGUGAGUUCGUUUAAGACGGGAGUGGCAAGGAGGAUGCCAUUCAAAAGCCCAAUUGACAUCCUUAGAGCCAAAUUCAAGGGAGAUUUCAGAUGCAGAAUUGGUUACCACUAUUGUGGGAGUGUCUGAUGCAGCCACUCCUGGCUCCCCAGAAUUCCCAAACCAGGUUAAUGGGUCACAUUGUGAAUGCCUCACUGUAAAAUGACUUGAGUCCAGUGAAAUCUCAUUAGGGUUAAGACUAUUUCAGGGAUCCUUAAUAUUCUGAUUUUUGUUUUCUGAAAUUGGAUUUUAUUUUAUAAUUUCAGUUCAUCUAAAUUUUUGUUCUGUACAUGUGAUGUUUGACUGUACCAUCGACUGUUAUGGAAGUUCAGCGUUGUAUGUCUCUCUCUACACUGUGGUGCACUUAACUUGUGGAUUUUUUAUACUAAAAAUGUAGAAUAAAGACUAUUUUGAAGAUUUGAAUAAAGUGAUGAAGUUGCAUUACACCUCA